This is a messenger RNA of Pangasianodon hypophthalmus (striped catfish), 3700 nucleotides long. RefSeq names its product repulsive guidance molecule BMP co-receptor b (gene rgmb). The coding region runs from base 471 to 1766 and encodes 431 amino acids. Gene Ontology annotation, biological process: BMP signaling pathway. Gene Ontology annotation, molecular function: coreceptor activity. The record is from RefSeq and is a predicted model, not a curated record. NCBI's taxonomy places the organism in Eukaryota, Metazoa, Chordata, Actinopteri, Siluriformes, Pangasiidae. The transcript is spliced from 3 exons. Gene Ontology annotation, cellular component: plasma membrane.
AACCCAGCGGUAGGCUGAUUCACUAUCGAUCACUCGGAAAAAGUCUGGAGGGCGGAGGUGGGGAGGAUAGAUUUCCGUACGGAGGACGAUCGCGUAGUGUGUAUGUGUGUGUGCGUGUGUGUGCAUGUGUGUGUGUGUGUGCCUAUGGUGUGGUCGGAGCACGGAUUGAUCCUCGCCUCGCUCUCGCGCUCGGACUGUAAGAAGAAGAACUCUAAAAGUGUGGCUUGAAUCCACAAAUCCAGAAACGCACUCUGUGUUUUCACCUCCGCUCACGACUUGACUGGCUCAGAUCCUUGUGCUCUUGUUUGCUCGGUGUGUUUUCGGGGCGCGGAUGGUGAGAAGCUGAGAUUGAAUGCGAUCGUGCAUGAAGGAGUGAAGUUGGAGGAGGACGGGAAAGCGGAGCUCCGGUUGUUGACUCGUUUGCGUGACGCGCGGAGUCUCCGGGUCGCUCCCCAUCGCGCGCUGGAUGGAUGGGCAUGGGGCAAACGGGAUCUUACUACCGCGGGGCUGAGCGCCUUCUCACCGCCUCUCUGCUGCUUCUGAUCACCCUUUCACUCCUGCUGCACACUGGUGAAAGUCAGGUCCAGACUCCACAGUGCCGUAUCCAGAAGUGCACCACAGACUUCGUCUCGCUCACGUCUCACCUGAACCCGUCUCUGGAUGGCUUUGACACUGAGUUUUGCAAGGCUCUGCGGGCCUACUCAGGCUGCACACACCGUACUGCCAAAAGCUGCAGGGGCAACCUGGUUUUCCACUCGGCCAUGCUGGGCAUUAGUGACCUCAUGAGCCAGAGGAACUGCUCCAAAGACGGACCCACGUCCUCUACACACCCGGCCGUUUCUGUCGAGCCCUGCAACUACCACAGCCGCUUCCAUCAUCAUCAGGCUGCACCAACUGCCACAGGAACAGGGGUCCCUGGCGCACCAGAGCACGCAAGGCCCAACUACCUGUUCUGUGGUCUGUUUGGAGACCCACACCUUCGGACUUUUAAGGACCAGUUUCAGACAUGCAAGGUGGAAGGGGCGUGGCCUCUUAUUGAUAAUAAUUACCUGUCAGUGCAGGUAACGAAUGUGCCAGUGGUGCAGGGAUCAAGUGCCACAGCAACAAACAAGAUCACUGUCAUCUUCAAACCGUAUCAGGAGUGCACAGAGCAGAAGGUGUACCAGGCAGUGACGGAUGACCUGCCAGCGGCGUUCGUGGAUGGCACUGUUGUAGGUGGCACUAGUGAGACGCGCAGCCUUGUGGUGCUGGAAAAGCUGGCGGGUCGCCAUGUGGAGCUGCAUGCCGCCUACAUUGGUGUAACGGUGGUGGUGCGCCAGCUGGGCCGUUACCUUACGCUGGCCGUACGCAUGCCCCACGAGCUUGCUAUGGCCUAUGAUGACACUCAGGACCUGCAGCUGUGCGUGAACGGCUGCCCCGCCUCAGAGCGCAUCGAGCUGCCUGCACUCGGCCUCCAGCAUGGCGGCACUCCCGCUCUCCCUUCUCUCUCUCCACCUCAGCAGGCCUUCAGCCUCGAGAGCGCCUCCAGGAAGUGCAGCGAGCAGCUGCAGGUCCAAGACAUCUAUUUCCACUCAUGCGUCUUUGACCUGCUCACCACCGGCGACGCCAACUUCACCGCCGCCGCCUACAGCGCCCUCAAGGACGUGGAAGCUCUGCACCCCGAGAGGGAGCGCUGGCACAUUUUCCCUCGUUCCACAGCCGGGUUAAGACUGACAGCAGCCCUGAAUGCACUUCUCGUUUGCUUAUUCGCCGCUGCACUUUUGUAAACAGCGUGGCCAUGACUGACUCAACUUUCAUAAUAAAAUUCACGGAAGCACGAGGAGACUUUGUAAACAAUCAGAGCAUUACUUGUAUAUAUUGUGUAGAUGGAGGAGACAGGAGAUGCUCCUUUGUAUGACUGUAAAUUUGUGUACAUGCCAUUUUCAGGAGAGUUGGGGUGCUCAGUGAAUUUUUUUAUGUGUGUGAAAUUUUUGUGACUUUUGUUUUGGUGUCGUCCUUGCGAGAGGAAGUCUGAAUGGAAGCACUUUAUUUUUUUAUUUUGUUGCAACUACAGAACAGUGUUCCACAGAACCGCAGAGCUCAAUAGUCUCGGAUAGCUUGUCUUUUUAAUACCCGCAGGCGCUUUUUCAAACCCUUUACUUGUGUCUGUAUGUAGAUAGGACUUGCCUCACCAUGGUACUCCACAACGACAGUUGGUUAUUUCAAGAGUGCAGUUAUUAGUACAGUAGUAAAUAGUAAUGUGGCUAGAUUUCCAAGGAUCACAGUUGUAACACAACCGCAGUAUGUCUAGAUCUCAUUCCUUGUUUGUAGUCUAGAGCUCAAUAUUGUUGUUGGACUUUUGUGUAAGUGUUGAGUAAAAUAUGAAGAAUUCAAACCAACACAGCAGACAUGGGUUGAAGUAAAACAGGGAUCUUAUAAGGAACUGUUCAGUGGUCUGUUAUCCAUCCGGCAGACCAAAUUUCAUUUCAUUUGCAUUUAAUUCAGUCCUGCGUUUCAUCAGUAACAAUCAGAAUAUCUUUGUAUCCGGCACGACUAACUACAGAUGGCCAAACAUUUUAUAAAUGGACACGUAUUUCAUAAAUUCAGUCUGAUUUGAUUAUCCUUAACCUUUUUCACACUGAAGAAACUGGAUUGCUAAAAUGAGUCACGUUUCGUUUCCAUGUGAUUAGAUGGAACUGCAGCUUUUUCUUCAGCCACUCACAACUAAUGUAUGGCCUUUUUUUAGUCUCUUUCUUGCAAAACAAGGUAGACCAUCAAUUACAGCAUAUCUAUUGUUCAGUAUAAUGUCCUCCAACCAAAGAUUUUGUGUCAUUCUGCUAUUCUUCAUACGAGAGAAUUAGUUUUACCAUAAAGGAUAGUCACUGUGUUCCUGAUUAGCAUGUGAAGCUCAUUACAGUAUGCUUUGCACGCUGACGUCAUGCAGGAACACUGAUGUAAAACCUUUUUUUGCCAGGAUUUAUAGGCUUGCAUCUAAGAAAUUGGGCUUUUUUCUUCCCAGAAGAUGCUUUUUUGGUCUCUUCUUAACAAAGCUUAAGGUCUGUCUGUAACAAAGCUCACUGUGCUUAGCAUUUACAUUUAACUGACUAUGCCAGCAAUGCUUAUUCUUUACGCUGACUGCCUUACAGUGGAUCCUAAAUGAAUCAACACUCCCAUCCUAAAAAGACUUGCUACUGUAGACUCACAUUUUGUACGUUCAUUUGUUUGCAACUACUGCCAGUGCUGAAGAGCUGCUAACAUACUGUGACUAGAUUUUAUUUGGAACACUGGGAUUUUCUGUGAUUGGCCAAAUCCUUGAUAAUUAUUGAUUGGCCAAAUCCUAGAUAGGCUUUAUUUCGCCGUAUAAUAGAAAAGACCAGAGCAAAGCAUCUGAGUGCAAUUAACUGCAAAGAUAAGCCUUCAUCCUGUGUUUUUGCUUUGUUGCGUUUGAUCUUGUGAUUUUUUUUUUUGAGUGAAAUCUGUUUUUGUGAAGAGUGACUGCUCAAUGUUUAUACUUAAAUUAUUUAUGAAAUAUAGUGUAUUGUUAGAGAAGGUCCAUAUUCUUGCUGUUUGGAGAAAAAAAAAAAAAAAACAUUUCAGAUGUGAUUGUACUGCCACCUAGUGGACCACCGUUGUUACAUCAGUGUUUUAGUAAUGUUGCGGCGACUGAAAACAAGGAGAAAAAAUGUGUUUUAUUUAAAAACAUUAAAAGAAAAUACAUACA